Cucurbita moschata (crookneck pumpkin) is the source of this 4138-nucleotide messenger RNA. RefSeq names its product clathrin interactor EPSIN 3-like. NCBI's taxonomy places the organism in Eukaryota, Viridiplantae, Streptophyta, Magnoliopsida, Cucurbitales, Cucurbitaceae. The transcript is spliced from 14 exons. Gene Ontology annotation, cellular component: plasma membrane; endosome; clathrin vesicle coat. The record is from RefSeq and is a predicted model, not a curated record. Gene Ontology annotation, molecular function: clathrin binding; phospholipid binding. The coding region runs from base 263 to 3808 and encodes 1181 amino acids. Gene Ontology annotation, biological process: endocytosis.
CUUUUAUCUCUCUCGCGGUACGUCCAUUCUCCUUCGCUGCUAUUUCCUCGACAGAGCAUUUGUUCUUCCAAGACCAUGUUCAAAAAUCUCGCCUCUUCUUCUACUUUCCUCUCCAACUAGCUUCAGAUCCGCCAUCCUCAUUCCACUCUCCGGCGUAACCAUUUUCUUCCAUUUCUGAUCCAUCCGCCUUCCUCCUUCUGCGAUUGCCCAGAAUAUUUGAGGUGAGCUUCACUUGAAUUUUAGUACCAUCAAGGCAUCAACGAUGAAGAAGGUCUUUGGUCAGACUGUCAGGGAUAUCAAGAGAGAGGUCAAUAAGACGGUGCUUAAAGUUCCUCGAUUGGAGCAGAAGGUUCUUGAUGCUACUAGCAAUGAGCCUUGGGGCCCCCAUGGAACACUUCUUGCAGAGAUUGCUCAAGCAAGCAAAAAUUAUCAUGAGUGUCAGAUGAUCAUGGCAGUUAUUUGGAAGCGUGUUAAUGACUCUGGCAAAAAUUGGCGGCAUGUAUACAAGGGUUUAACUGUCUUGGAGUAUCUGGUGGCUCAUGGAUCCGAACGAGUAAUAGACGAAAUCAAGGAUCAUGCAUACCAAUUAUCAGGCUUGUCCAGCUUUCAAUAUAUUGAUUCCAGUGGAAGGGAUCAAGGAUCAAAUGUACGAAAGAAGUCGCAGAGUCUUGUGCUGCUAGUGAAUGAUUCUGAAAGAAUCAGUGAGAUUAGGCAGAAGGCUAAUACUAACAGGGACAAGUUUCGAAGUGCAUCAUUAGCUGGUGGAGCAUAUAGGCCAAACUCCAAUGCUGGGGGGUAUGGAGACCGUUAUGAUGAUGAUUAUAAUGAGGGACGCUAUAGAAGCAGGGACGAAGAUAGGAAUAGCAAUGGUUAUGGAAGGGAAAGAGAAUAUGACUAUAGAGCUGAUGACCGCGGGAGGAAUUCUGACUCAAAUAUACGUGAUAGAGAUCAAUAUAGGAGAGAUGGUGAAGAACGCUAUGGAAAAGAUAGUCCCAGGGAUGGUGAUAGUUGGGGACGAAGAAGUGUUGAUGAUCACCGAUAUGGUUCAAGAAGGGAUCAAGAUAAUGAUCACGAUGACAAUGCACGUGAUGGUAGUGGAAGAGGUGAUGACAGGUCUCCAGACGUGAGGCGGCAUGAUCAUAAAUUUUCAGAGCAAGACACUGGUGCACCUCCUAGUUAUGAAGAGGCAGUGAACGAGUCUCAAAGCCCACCAGCUCAUAAUGAUAGGGACCAAGAAACCUCAAAGUCUGCUCCUGCUACUUCAUCUUCGCCUGUUACCAGUGCAACUAGCCAGUCAAGUCCCGUUCCUGGUACUCCAACAUCUGGAAACCAGUUAAUUGGGUCCUUUGAUGCAUUUGAUCCUCGCAGUUCAGUCACAGGAACUUCCCCUCUUUUUUCAGCUGCUCCAACUGUUCCACCAAACAAUACUGAGAUGGACUUACUUGGCUCACUGACGGAUUUUCCUUCAAACCCAUUGGCCAUUAUGCCAGUGGCAUCUGCAAACGUGACUGGAGCCUUCGAGCCUGAUUCCCACAUGAACUCUGGUGCAGGAACCUCGCACGCUAUUAUGUCAGUAGCUAGUGUCAGUAAUCAGAGUUUUGAAGAUCCUUUUGGCGACACUCCUUUUAAAGCUAUGCUUUCUGAUGAUGGUGCCCCUCAAUUCCAUUCUUCUGCUAUGACAGAUUCUCUCCAGUCUUCCCUGCAUCAAAGCCUUGGUCAACCCCAACCUUCUUCCAUGACAGAUCCUCUCCAGUCUUCCCUACACCAAAACCUUGGACAAUCUCAUCCUUCUACUAUGACAGAUCCUUUCCAGUCUUCUCUGCACCAAGGCCUUGGACAAUCCCAAGGAGCUACACCGGAAACAAACCAAGUCUCUACUUCUGAAUUUAGUAAUGGAUUUUCUGCUUCAACUGGUGCAUCUGGCUUAUCCAGUUUGCAAGCACCAUCAGACCCACAGUUUCUUCCAGGGCCAUCCACUAUUCCAGAACCCGAGAUCGAUAUACUGGCAGAUAUUCUACCUCCUUCUGGACCUCCAUCUAACACAGCAUCCCUGCCAACUUAUUCAUUCCCCAGCGACCAGCCUGCGUUGCCUACUCCCUUCUCAGAUCCUGCUCAACCUCACCAAACUUUUACAGCUUUAAGCAAUCAGCCUUCAAAACCAAAUGAUUGCUCCGUCCUUAAUUUGCAACCCCAACCAGGAACUACGGCACCUUUGUACUCAAAUAUGGCUUUCCCGCCUCAAAGUGCACCUACUGGACAGCUUGGAUAUGGUGCCCCACAGGGAGGAUCUACAGCACCUGCUGGUCAGUUAGGCUAUGGGCCCCCACAGGGAGGAUCUGCAGCACCUACUGGACAGUUUGGCUAUGGGAUGGCCCCACAGGGAGGAUCUACAGCACCCACUGGACAGCAUGGCUAUGGGGUUCCACAGGGGGGAUCUACGGCACCCAGUGGACAGCAUGGCUAUGGGGCUCCACAGGGGGGAUCUACGGCACCCAGUGGACAGCAUGGCUAUGGGGCUCCACAGGGGGGAUCUAUGGCACCCACUGGACAGCACGGCUAUGGGGCUCCACAGGGGGGAUCUAUGGCACCCACUGGACAGCAUGGCUAUGGGGGUCCACAGGGGGGAUCUAUGACACCCACUGGACAGCAUGGCUAUGGGGGUCCACAGGGGGGAUCUACGGCACCUACUGGACAGCAUGGCUAUGGGGGUCCACAGGGGGGAUCUACGGCACCUACUGGACAGCAUGGCUAUGGGGGUCCACAGGGAGGAUCUACAUCUCCUUUCUAUCCACAGAUGGCUUCAACAAGCAGUUCAAAUCCGCAGGCUAAUGGUGGUGGAGGCUAUUUUAUAGAGAAUAUAGGGUCUGCUGCUUCUGUUACGACACAAAUUGCUCAGCAAAAUCCAAGUGGGCCAGCUGCUCCACUUGGCAGUGGAAACAUGCAGCAUCAUGGCGUUACAUCCCAGCCAUUAGCUUCACAUGGAGCUUAUCAGGUACAAAAUGGACAUGCUGCACAGCCAAGGAGUGAUGAUUUUCUGGGCAGCAUUCUUCCGCAAGCUGCGCCCCCUCAAGUUCCGUUACAACAAGGUUUUCCAACCUUAACAGAUUCACUUUCAAUAGCAUCUCAACCGUCUAAGGGCAAGUUUGAGACAAAGUCAACAGUCUGGACCGACACUCUUAACAGAGGGCUAGUUGAUUUGAACAUAUCUGGCCCUAAAACAAAUCCACUGGCAGACAUUGGAGUGGAUUUUGAUUCCAUAAAUCGGAAAGAGAAGAGGAUGGAAAAACCUACUACAACUGCAGUGACUUCUACUAUCACCAUGGGUAAAGCUAUGGGAUCUGGUUCUGGAAUGGGCCGUGCCGGUGCGGGUGCCCUCAGAGCUCCAUCGAACCCAAUGGUGAGUUCAGGUAUGGGUAUGAACAAUGUUGGCAUGGGAGGGCCCUACGGAGGAAUCAAUCAACCCAUGGGAAUGGGAAUGGGUAUGGGUAUGGGUAUGAACAAUGCUGGUAUGAAUCCGGGAAUGGGGAUGAGCAUGAACCCUGGGAUGGGAAUGAACCAGGGCAUGAACCCUGGGAUGGGAAUGGGAAUGAACCCGGGUAUGAACCCUGGGAUGGGAAUGAACCCUGGGAUGGGAAUGAACCCAGGUAUGGGAAUGAACCCUGGCAUGGGAAUGAAUAUGGGUAUGGGACAAGGAAUGCAAUUCCGACCACCAGGUGGAUUUCAGCUGGGAUCGAAUGCUUCGGGUAGUUAUAAUCCAAUGAUGAGUGGGUACGCCCCCCAACAAUCAUAUGGUGGUGGCUACCAAUAAUAAACCAAGUUGAAGAUUCACAAGUGUAGCACCAGUUUUACAUGAGAGUGUACCAGAUUGGGAUGGCCAACUUGAUGUGUUGCCAUUGGAAGUUCUUCUUCACAUUGGACAUUUGGUGAAGAGCAAAAAUGCUGCCAUUUCAUUCAUUUCUAUGAAAUCUGCUGGAUGCGAUGUUCAUUUGUUUGAUAUUCUUUGUAUGCUUUAACAUUUCUAGCGACAUACCCCGAGAGUUCUACAGGUGAGUUGCUUGCUGAUCGUAUUCUUAUCACAAUUUGUAUACAAACUGAACAUCGAUAAAUGAGAGGAUAUACCUCGAUUUUUAUUAGCAAC